Molecule: messenger RNA, 2812 nt
Organism: Mytilus californianus (California mussel)
Lineage: Eukaryota; Metazoa; Mollusca; Bivalvia; Mytilida; Mytilidae
Exons: 11
Coding region: 42-1928 (628 amino acids)
Source: RefSeq, a predicted model, not a curated record
UCAAUAGAAAAUAAUAAUGUAAGAAUCCAGUCAUAAAAUAAAUGGCGAAAUCACACAACGAUACUUUGGACUUUAGAACUCAACAUGACGGCCUAGGAAAAGAAAACUACGACAGAUUAUUGUCAGUCUUCCAUACUGGAACAGAUGUUAAGCGAUCUUUACUUGAACAAUAUCUUAGAGAAAAACAUUUAAAUUUACUUGAUUGGUUAACUGAUUUGAAUCAGACUUUUCUGAAGUUUGACGACAUUAAACGUGCCAUCAAAAGAUCGUCAACAAUUAAUUUGAAAGAUUUGGAGCUGAGUACUAUAGACAUUCUUCUUAAAUUUAACUGUUUUGACUUGUUUUGGGAUGUUUGUUUGUUGAAUACUAGACUUGAAGAAAUUUUAAAUAGUCACAAGGAAGAGUUGUUAGGAAUUUAUCAAAACUCAAUAGGACAACAUGGUCUCCCUUCUUUGUCGACAGAGCAAUAUACACCAAGCUUAACGAAAAAGCAAUGGGAAAUACUCUUCAAAUCAGGGGAAAGUUGUGGAAUCAAAGAAGAGGGAAAUGCUGCUGACAUUUCUGCAACUAAAGAUAUAACACUAUCCAAUUUAGACGAAACGCUAAAUGUUUUGCUGCUAUACACAGUUUGCCCAUUGUUUCAAUCAGUGAAUACCGUUUCUGAAUGUCAGAUUCAGAUAUCAAAAAUUGCAGUCCUACACUCUGAAUGCGAACGGUUUGCGUUUGAGAAUCUUUGGAACCGAAUAGAAUCACAUAUAAUAAGCAUAGCCGCUCAUUGUAAGCUAUCUGGUUACUUCAAAAGAAAAUGCGAAGCAACAAAGCAAACUUUUUUUAACAAAACCCUUUCUCAAGAGAACCGGAAAUGCAUUUUGGAGGACGCUUUUAAUAAUCCUGAUUUUAUUAGGAAUAAACAAUUUUGUAAUCGAGUACGGAAGGAGCUUGACCUUAUUACAAUGGACGACAAUUUGAAUCUUGCCAGGAAACUCUGUGGUAAGGAAAUACCAAUUUUACUUGUGGAUGGAAAAUAUACAAAAGGUGCAUACUCGCUCAGUUUAGUUGAAAAUGCAGAUGAAGACCUGCAAGUUAUGAAAUCUGUUUGCAGUAACCAGGUUAUGGAGGCUAACCAAAACGAGACAGAAGAUGACAUGCAAGCAGAUGAAUCUAUGUUUACACCUACAUCUUUCUCACAUUCCACAGUUUCUAAAGUUGUUUCUGCACCAUCAUAUGUUGGCAUCUUGUAUCUCCCAUCUUGGUUCUUCUAUAAAGAUCAAUGCGAAGAGCUAUCUGGUGAGCUAGUCAUGGCUCAACAAUUACUGAAAGAUAUUCAAGAGGAAAAACAGAGAUUAGAAGUAGAAUCAUCACAGGUGAGGAAUGCUCAUGAGAAAAAUAUAUUACAGUUGGGUGGCAAACGAUUUAAUGGCUUCUUAGGUCAAGACAUUGGUCACGUGACAAAAGGUAGAAAAAUGUGUAAAAGAGAACUGGAAAAAUGUUAUACUGACGGUGUAAGAGAUGCUGUUAUAAUUGCGGAGUAUAAACAGAUUUGUUCUCAGUUAAGUGAAAGACUCGUAAAACAACAAACAGCCAAUAAAGAAGAGAUAGGAAGAAUUAAGGGACAAGUAAGGUCAUGUGACAAUUGUUCAAAGAUGUUUAAAGAUGACGAAAAGAUAGAGCUUCCUGGACAAAAGGUUGAUUCUCAUUCUCUGAACAGUCAAUAUUUAGACCUCCAGGCACAGACAAAUGAGCUACAGCUCGAACUAGCUCAAACAAAGCUAGCUUUGGUAGAAAGUGAAUGUAAAUCACAAGACUUAACACAUCAGUUAAAUUCUACUAUAACUGAAUUACAAUCUUCUAAUAACACUUGGUUUCAAAAGACUAUCAACUCUCUAACGGAGGUGACAAAUCAUACAAGGAAGGAAUGUAACGACUAGUAACAAGUUUUUAUUUUGAAAAAGGUAAAUCAAUGAACAUGUUUCAGUUGUUUUGUUUCUGGAUAAAAAAAAAUGUGUUUGUGAGAUUAAAUUGUAUCAGAUCAACAGUGGAUGUACAAUAGGUGGUUUUAAUGUGUUGUUUAAGUUUAUUUUUUGUUUUGAAUGUUUAAGGCUGUGAAACUAGCUGUUGAGACAUUUCAGAUGUAUCUUUUUUUUAUAAGUGUGAGCUGAUUAUAUUACGUAAUUGCUGAUUAUCCAGUGUUUCCAUUGAAGAAACAAAACCAUUCAGUGUAAAACACAACCAAAGUGGAAAAAAUAGACAAAAAAGUUUCCAUUCCGUAUUUAUUUUGUAAAUUUAUCCUUUAUAGUUACUGUAUAGUUUUCCAAAUGUGAUGUUGAAUUGAUAUUGAAUCAUAGAAAAAUGCUUUGAUCCGACCUCCAUAGCUUUUCAAAAUGACUGUUUCAAGGGAAUAACUUUUAAGACUGUCGGAUGGCUAUUAUCUUGUCGACACCACAUUUUUAAUUAGAUUGGUUAAGUAUACAUGGAAAUUCUAGUAUUUGGUUUUUUUCUGAAAAAAAAGGUAGAACAAAUCGGUUACUGCUGUUUUCUUUGACCAUCAGUUUUGUUAUACAAAUCAUUUUGAAAACAUUUUGUGAUAUAUUUCAGUUUCAUACAGAAUUAUUUAUUCCAUCCAUAUGGCAUUUUAAUCAUUUGAGACACAUCUUUACACACCAAACCAAAUCUUAGCAUUUUAAUGAGGUAUUACUUUCGAGGGCUUUAACAGUAUAAACAAGCAAAAUUGAUAUCUUGUGAUAUUUAUGUAAAAAAAAUAAAACUGUUUAUAAAACAUGAAACUUCUCUGAGCAAUAAAUAUUUUUUUCUA